Ambispora leptoticha is the source of this 156-nucleotide messenger RNA. Lineage: Eukaryota; Fungi; Glomeromycota; Glomeromycetes; Archaeosporales; Ambisporaceae. The record is from the annotation of a GenBank genome assembly.
CGCAACAAGAUAUAAACGCGCACCUACAAUUUCUUUCUUCUCAUAACACUGACAGCAUGGACCGCGAAUAUACCAAAUUUGUAUUUCAAUAUGCGAAAGACUACCCCGAGAAAACUGAAAAUGAUGCUUACGCUGCAUAUAUGGCAUCGAAACAAG